AUGUCCCAUCCUACACCACUAAACUUUUAUAUAGAAUUUGGAUUACGUAGCAAGCAAGCAGCCAGAUCAGAAUAUAAAACACGAUUGAAGCAAGCGCUUGAAUGUGACCUUAACUCGAAGAAAUUGCUAGAAUUAGAAAAAAAAUUGUUUUCGGGCUACUAUGAUAACGACUGGUCACGUUAUGAUGAUUGGAAAGAAAAUAGAAAAGCAAACAAAAAAGUAAAGAAAAAGAAGCGUCAAGCUCAUAUCGAAUUUCAUGCUCAGUUAGAUAACGAUCUUAAUGGUCCACUUACAUCAAGAUAUCAUAAUGACAAUUUCUCCAAUGCUUAUGCAGAUGAAAACGGAUCGUAUCAUGGAGAUGAAUCUGGGCAGGAUAAUGACGAUGAUGAUAAUAACUUCUUUCAUUUAUCUCCAGAGACGCAAGCACACUUCUCAAAGAUCCAUGAACAAAAAGCCAACUAUAAUAUCCAGUAUGUUUCUGUAAAUACAAUGGCUUUUCCGGCCUUGAAAGAAUAUUGUAAUAUAUUAGAGCGAUUGGAGGACCAUUGUGUUGAAGAAGAGUCUCAACGUGGCAGACACCUCUUCAAAUUACUUUCUUGGUCAGUUGUGGACAGUAAAUUGUUCCCGGCACAGGAUCCUAUAUGUUAUCCAGACCUAUGGAGACCGGCUGUAAAUUUUGAUAUUGUAAUUGCGGCUUUAGAGGAUACCCGACAUCAAAAACUGCAAGAUCCUGCUGAUUUUGCUAUUGAUGCACCAACAGCUUUGUCUGCAUUGACAUCAAUCCUACUAUUCACACCCUUACCAGUUCGCCCUGGUGCUGAUCCAUCUGAAAAUCAUUUUAAAUCCCAGCUAUGGACAAAAAUAUUUGGGAAGGGAUCGGCCAGGUCAGAUUUUGCAUGUGUUGCUACUUCCCUUACCACAAAGGAGCAGUACCCUUUUUUUAUCUUGGAGUUUGAAGUUGGUGGUAUGCAGGUCCAUAAAGAUUAUGCUGUUGUUGUUGCUGAAGCGUCCCAUGCCCUAAACCGCAUACUUUCGACGCAUACGUAUUCAGAAUCGGAAAUAUCCUUGAUCCGAAUGCACGUUGCUUUAGUAAAUAAUGCUCAUAUACGUUUUGGAAUGUUAAGACCUCUCUACAGCCAAGAAUACGAUACCGUCUUAUAUCUUUAUGAUCAAGACAUCAAGAGCUUUGACCUGCAAUCAGAUUGCAUUGGAAUUAAUAUCGAAAACACGUUCAAUUUAAUAGUUUAUCUGAGGCAGGUUGUUUGCAAGGAUGGCCUUUAUUUGAGAAAUCUUCUUGACAAAAGGAUUUCCGGAAAGAAACGAAAACUUUGCUCUGAAUUGCCAAGACUUCCAUCGGAGGCAGAAAAAUCAAGAUUAUAUAAGGCGUAUAGUACUUUGGAUGAAGGAGAUGAUUCACGUGAUUCUUCAGCAUAUUAUUGUGGUGAUCUUUUAAUGUUACUUGAAGAAAGCGGUCCAAGAAACAUAAAUCAACAAGUGAUCGGUAAAAAUGAUUCGUCAAUAACUGAUUCUUCGCUAAUGAAGAUUAGUAAUUUAUUGAAUUAA
Molecule: messenger RNA, 1563 nt
Organism: Funneliformis geosporum
Lineage: Eukaryota; Fungi; Glomeromycota; Glomeromycetes; Glomerales; Glomeraceae
Source: the annotation of a GenBank genome assembly